Rhinichthys klamathensis goyatoka is the source of this 2268-nucleotide messenger RNA. Its product is annotated as calphotin-like. The record is from RefSeq and is a predicted model, not a curated record. The transcript has 3 exons. NCBI's taxonomy places the organism in Eukaryota, Metazoa, Chordata, Actinopteri, Cypriniformes, Leuciscidae. Bases 1 to 2268 code for a protein of 755 amino acids.
AUGAGAGCGCACGUGCAUGCCCACCGGAAGUUCCGGAAGAUGGUCGUGUCCAGGCUGCAUAGAUUAGUGCCCCCGGUGGCGGUCGAAGAAGCUGCAGAGCCCCCUGUGGCGGUCGAAGAAGCUGCAGAGCCCCCUGUGGAGGUCAAAGAAGCUGCAGAGCCCCCUGUGGAGGUUAAAGAAGCUGCAGAGCCCCCUGUGGAGGUCAAAGAAGCUGCAGAGCCCCCUGUGGCGGUCGAAGAAGCUGCAGAGCCCCCUGUGGAGGUCAAAGAAGCUGCAGAGCCCCCUGUGGAGGUCAAAGAAGCUGCAGAGCCCCCUGUGGAGGUCAAAGAAGCUGCAGAGCCCCCUGUGGCGGUCGAAGAAGCUGCAGAGCCCACGGUCAAAGAAGCUGCAGAGCCCCCUGUGGAGGUCAAAGAAGCUGCAGAGCCCCCUGUGGCGGUCGAAGAAGCUGCAGAGCCCCCUGUGGAGGUCAAAGAAGCUGCAGAGCCCCCUGUGGAGGUCAAAGAAGCUGCAGAGCCCCCUGUGGAGGUCAAAGAAGCUGCAGAGCCCCCUGUGGAGGUCAAAGAAGCUGCAGAGCCCCCUGUGGCGGUCGAAGAAGCUGCAGAGCCCCCUGUGGAGGUCAAAGAAGCUGCAGAGCCCCCUGUGGCGGUCGAAGAAGCUGCAGAGCCCACGGUCAAAGAAGCUGCAGAGCCCCCGGUGGCGGUCGAAGAAGCUGCAGAGCCCCCUGUGGCGGUCGAAGAAGCUGCAGAGCCCCCUGUGGCGGUCGAAGAAGCUGCAGAGCCCCCUGUGGAGGUCGAAGAAGCUGCAGAGCCCCCUGUGGCGGUCGAAGAAGCUGCAGAGCCCCCUGUGGCGGUCGAAGAAGCUGCAGAGCCCCCUGUGGCGGUCGAAGAAGCUGCAGAGCCCCCUGUGGCGGUCGAAGAAGCUGCAGACCCCACGGUCAAAGAAGCUGCAGAGCCCCCUGUGGCGGUCGAAGAAGCUGCAGAGCCCCCUGUGGCGGUCGAAGAAGCUGCAGAGCCCCCUGUGGAGGUCGAAGAAGCUGCAGAGCCCCCUGUGGCGGUCGAAGAAGCUGCAGAGCCCCCUGUGGCGGUCGAAGAAGCUGCAGAGCCCCCUGUGGCGGUCGAAGAAGCUGCAGAGCCCCCUGUGGCGGUCGAAGAAGCUGCAGAGCCCCCUGUGGAGGUCGAAGAAGCUGCAGAGCCCCCUGUGGCGGUCGAAGAAGCUGCAGACCCCACGGUCAAAGAAGCUGCAGAGCCCCCGGUGGCGGUCGAAGAAGCUGCAGAGCCCCCUGUGGAGGUCAAAGAAGCUGCAGAGCCCCCUGUGGCGGUCGAAGAAGCUGCAGAGCCCACGGUCAAAGAAGCUGCAGAGCCCCCGGUGGCGGUCGAAGAAGCUGCAGAGCCCCCUGUGGAGGUCAAAGAAGCUGCAGAGCCCCCUGUGGCGGUCGAAGAAGCUGCAGAGCCCACGGUCAAAGAAGCUGCAGAGCCCCCGGUGGCGGUCGAAGAAGCUGCAGAGCCCCCUGUGGCGGUCGAAGAAGCUGCAGAGCCCCCUGUGGAGGUCGAAGAAGCUGCAGAGCCCCCUGUGGCGGUCGAAGAAGCUGCAGACCCCACGGUCAAAGAAGCUGCAGAGCCCCCGGUGGCGGUCGAAGAAGCUGCAGACCCCACGGUCAAAGAAGCUGCAGAGCCCCCGGUGGCGGUCGAAGAAGCUGCAGAGCCCCCUGUGGAGGUCAAAGAAGCUGCAGACCCCACGGUCAAAGAAGCUGCAGAGCCCCCUGUGGCGGUCGAAGAAGCUGCAGACCCCACGGUCAAAGAAGCUGCAGAGCCCCCGGUGGCGGUCAAAGAAGCUGCAGACCCCACGGUCAAAGAAGCUGCAGAGCCCCCGGUGGCGGUCGAAGAAGCUGCAGAGCCCCCUGUGGAGGUCAAAGAAGCUGCAGAGCCCCCUGUGGCGGUCGAAGAAGCUGCAGACCCCACGGUCAAAGAAGCUGCAGAGCCCCCGGUGGCGGUCAAAGAAGCUGCAGAGCCCCCUGUGGCGGUCGAAGAAGCUGCAGAGCCCCCUGUGGCGGUCGAAGAAGCUGCAGAGCCCCCGGUGGCGGUCGAAGAAGCUGCAGAGCCCCCGGUCGAAGAAGCUGCAGAGCCCCAGGUGGCGGUCGAAGAAGCUGCAGAGCCCCAGGUGGCAGUCGAAGUAGUCUCGUGUAGCCAGACCUUCAGACUGACGGCAGAAAGUCUGGACUCUAUCGCAGCUUUUCUUGGCCAUGGACCGCCCAAGAGGACGUUUGACUGA